UCUUUCUCCGCCCCUCUCGGACGGGGAGGGCGCGGGGAUCGUCCGGGGUUAACCACCCGGGGCUUGCGAGCCGGGCGUGGCGUAAAACAAAAGUUUUGCAGCCACGUGGGUGGCUCGUGGAGGGGGAUCGAUCAGUCCGUGUGGAGGGUGGGCCGGGGUUUUUUUUUUAACCCCUGCUCCAGACGCCAUUGGAGCUUCACUGAGCGCUGGAGCUGCCGCCGUCCGAGAAGUCGCCAUGCCCCCCGCGGAGAUCAUCAGCGGCAAGACCGUUUCCGCGCAAGUAAGGCAGAGACUGAAGGACAGAGUGGCAGAAAUGAAGGAGAAAGUCCCAGGUUUCAGACCAGGCCUUGCAAUUCUACAGGUUGGUGAUCGGGAUGAUUCAAACCUCUACAUUAGCAUGAAACUGAAGGCUGCUGCUGAGAUUGGGAUCAAUGCCAAUCACAUCAAACUGCCAAACACUGCAACAGAAGCUGAGGUGCUGAGGUGCAUCAACUGUCUGAAUGACGACUCUGCUGUUCAUGGAUUUAUAGUGCAAUUGCCUUUGGAUUCCAAAAAGCCCAUCAACACUGAGAAGAUAACCAAUGCUGUGGCACCUGAGAAGGAUGUGGAUGGCUUGAGCAGCGUUAACGCAGGGAAGCUCUCGCGUGGUGACCUUGGCGACUGCUUCAUUCCCUGUACGCCUAAAGGGUGCAUGGAGCUGAUCAGGCAAACAGGGGUUCAAGUGGCAGGCAAAAGAGCUGUGGUGAUUGGGCGUAGUAAGAUAGUUGGCGCUCCAAUGCAUGACCUCCUGCUCUGGAACCAUGCAACUGUAACGACAUGCCAUUCCAAGACCGCAUCCCUAGCUGAGGAGGUAAGCAAAGCAGAUAUCCUGGUGGUUGCAGCUGGCAAGGCUGAGAUGGUGAAAGGUGAAUGGGUUAAACCCGGUGCAGUAGUCAUCGACUGUGGAAUCAACUACAUACCAGACACCACAAAGUCCAGCGGGAAAAGGGUCGUGGGAGAUGUGGCUUACAGUUCGGCCAAGGAGAGAGCCGCUUACAUCACCCCAGUGCCUGGCGGUGUCGGACCAAUGACCGUUGCCAUGCUGAUGCAGAGCACGGUAGAAAGUGCCCAGCGUUUUCUAGAGAAAUAUCAGCCUGGCAAGUGGAAUAUUCAAUAUAACCAGCUGAGCCCUAGAACUCCUGUUCCAAGUGACAUUGAAGUAUCCCGAUCCUGUGUUCCUAAGCCCGUUGGCCAGCUGGCCAGAGAGAUCGGCUUGCUCUCAAAUGAGGUGGAGUUCUACGGUCAACUCAAGGCCAAAAUUUCGCUGUCAGCCCUGAGGCGCCUGAAAGACCAGCCAGAUGGCAAAUACGUUGUGGUGACAGGUAUAACACCCACACCACUGGGAGAAGGGAAAAGCACGACAACGAUAGGGCUAGUUCAAGCCCUAGGAGCACACCUUGGUCAGAAUGCAUUUGCCUGUGUCCGGCAGCCUUCCCAAGGGCCCACGUUUGGAAUUAAAGGCGGCGCUGCAGGAGGUGGUUAUUCUCAGGUUAUUCCUAUGGAGGAGUUUAAUCUCCAUCUCACUGGCGACAUCCAUGCCAUUACUGCAGCCAAUAACCUGGUUGCUGCUGCUGUUGAUGCCCGUAUCUUCCAUGAGGCCACGCAGUCUGAUCAGGCUCUCUAUUCCCGCUUGGUCCCUUCGGUUGAUGGCAUUAGGAAGUUCUCCGAUAUCCAGAUUCAGAGAUUGCAGAGAUUACAUAUCGAGAAAACGGACCCAGAGGCUUUGACAGAUGAUGAGAUAAACAAAUUUGUGAGAUUGGAUAUUGAUCCAGACUGCAUAACAUGGCAAAGAGUGAUAGACACAAACGACAGGUUUCUGCGGAAGAUCACUAUUGGCCAGUCUCUGACCGAGAAGGGGUUCACUCGCACAGCCCAGUUUGACAUCACGGUAGCCAGCGAGAUCAUGGCAGUCUUGGCCCUCACAGUCAGUCUGGAGGACAUGAGACGGCGCCUGGCCAAAAUGGUGGUUGCUUCCAGCAAGAAAGGUGUUCCAGUUACUACAGAGGAUCUGGGAGUCAGUGGUGCUCUGGCGGUUUUGAUGAAAGAUGCUAUUAAGCCAAACCUCAUGCAGACUUUGGAGGGCAACCCGGUGUUUGUACAUGCUGGUCCAUUUGCCAACAUCGCCCAUGGCAACUCAUCCGUCCUGGCAGACAAGAUUGCCCUGAAGCUUGUUGGCAAGGAAGGAUUUGUGGUGACUGAAGGGGGCUUCGGAGCGGAUAUUGGCAUGGAAAAGUUCUUUGAUAUCAAGUGCCGGUAUUCUGGUCUGCAGCCCCAUGUGGUGGUCUUGGUUGCCACCGUCCGAGCUCUGAAAAUGCAUGGUGGAGGGCCCACGGUCACAGCUGGAGUCCCCUUACCGAAGGAAUACACUGAAGAGAACCUUCCGCUUUUGGAGAGUGGUUGCAGUAACUUGCGCAAGCAAAUCCAGAAUGCCAGGACCUUUGGCGUCCCAGUCGUAGUAGCAGUCAACGCAUUCAAAUCUGAUACUGAGGCAGAGCUACAGCUGGUCUCCCGGUUGGCUAAGGAAGCAGGCGCUUUUGAUGCCGUGAAAUGCACCCACUGGGCUGAAGGAGGGAAAGGAGCUGUGGCAUUGGCAGCAGCUGUGCAGAGAGCAUCGCAGGCCCCGAGCAACUUCAAGCUUCUGUACAAUGUGGAGCUGCCAGUUCUAGAUAAGAUAAGAAUUAUUGCACAGACUAUCUACGGGGCAGAGGACAUUGAACUGCUGCCAGAAGCAGAACAGAAAAUUAUUUUGUACACCAAGCAGGGAUUUGGAAGCCUGCCCAUCUGCAUGGCAAAAACCCACCUGUCGCUGUCCCACGACCCAGAGCGGAAAGGAGUGCCGACAGGUUUUGUCUUGCCCAUCAGAGACAUCAGAGCCAGUGUGGGUGCAGGAUUCUUGUAUCCGUUAGUAGGAACAAUGAGCACAAUGCCAGGACUUCCCACUAGGCCUUGUUUCUAUGACAUUGACCUGGAUCCAGCGACCGGAGCAGUGACCGGCCUGUUCUAAAAUGAACUGACAAUCAAAAAUAUUCAAGCAAUGUCAGUUUGACAAAACCCAAACAAGGUACCUCAAGUGGACACUAGAAGCCUUCGGAAACAAAUUAAUCUCCUGUGUGUCGUUUUUUUUAAAAAGUGUUAAUACUGUAUUUUUUAAUUAGGUGACCUACUUUUUAGUUACUGCAGAUGAAAAUCUGCAUUAUGUAAAACACAGAGAGCGAUCACCAACAGUAGUCAUAUUCAAGAGUACAGCCAUGGAAAUCAAUGGAUUUAUAUCCAUUGAUGUCAGUGAGUCUCCUUUAGGCAUUCGCCUAAUGUAGGAUAUCACCUAGAAGCCUUUUUAAAAUGGGUUCCCAACGUGAUCUUACGAUGGUGAACAAAAAGCAAGAUGUGGUUUUAACUAGGGUUGCAACCCGAUUAAAGACAUUUUUAACAAAUUGUAUUAGUCUAUCUAUUAAAUAUGCAUAUGGGUAAACAGAAUAUUUCUAGGCAAAAGGCAUAUUUCCUUUUUUAUUUUAUAUGUGCAACAAGUCAGAAGAGGUAUUCUUUUUGAGAAAGAUACUGGGAGUAGGUCUCUUUUAAAAUGGUGCUUGCCAUCCACUGUUUUUAUAUUCGUAAUACUUUGUUAAAAAUCUGCCCAAUUAACUGGUGGGACCUUUUUUUUAGUUGGUUAAAAACAGAGCUUGGAAAAGUUACUUUUUUGAACUACAACUCCCAUCAGCCCCAGCCAGUAUGGCCACUGGAUUGGGCUGAUGGGAGUUGUAGUUCAAAAAAGUAACUUUUCCAAGCUCUGGUUAAAAAUAUAUUGUUUAUCAGUUAGUGUAACUGACAAAAUCGAUUUAAUCAUUGCAGCCGUAGUUGUGACAUCCUCUCUUUGCUCCUAAUAUACAAAAGGAGUUUGUUUGUGUCUUAAAUCUUUGCUCUAAUAAUGAAUGUAUCGCAUUCCUGUGGAAUGGCGUAGGCUGCUCUAAGUAUCCCAAGAUGCACAGUCAGUUCUAAAAGCCAGGACAGGGCUGCAUUCACUGAAGCAAUGCAGUUGGGAGGGGCCAUAGCUCAAUGGUAGAAGCACAUACUUUGCAUACCAAAGGUCCCAAGUUCAAUCCCUCAUACCUUUGGUUAAAAGGAUCUCUGGUAGCAGGCCUGAGACGUUAAGAGUUUUUGCUACUCAUCAUAGACCACGGUUAUCCACUGUGGUCCCUUCCAAAUGUUGCUGGAUUACAGCUCCCAUAAUCCCCUACCAUAGGCCCUGCUGGUUGGGGCUUGUGGGAAUUGGAGUCCAACAACAUCUGGAAGGCACCAUAUUGGCUAACUCCUUAGCAGACAAUGGCUGCUAGUCAUGGUGGUCAUAUACUACCUCCAGGAUCAAAGACAGUAUAAUUCUGAAUACCAGAUGCUGGAUAGGAUUGUUGCCCUCGAGUCCUGCUGGUUGGCCACUCUGGAAAAUAUGGUUCUGAAUGAGAUAGGCCUUUGGUCUGACCCGGCUGGGCUGCACUUCUGGCAGUACUGGCCUAGAUGGACCUAUGGUCUGAUUUGCCAUAAGGGUGCUUCGUACACUCACAUAUGUUUACAUAGUCUUCAUCUCCUAUUUGGCAGCAGUCAGCUCUUCAAACCAAUCUGAAUGCACAGACAGAUGGGGAUCCGCCAAGAGGAUAAACCUCCAUUUUUAAUUUUAGUUCCACUUUUGUACUCCUAGGAAGGCAGGGGGGAAAAAGGAUAGCUGGCAAGCAGGUUGGUGGCAUUGCAUUUGGCGCAGUAGGUCACAAGUGGUGCAGCCUUCUUCUGACUUACGUAACCAGUUAAAAUGAUGCAGGCAAGUGGGUGGAUGCUUAACAUAAGAACAUAAGAAGAGCCCGCUGGAUCAGGCCAGUGGCCCAUCUAGUCUAGCAUCGUGUUCUCACAGUGGCCAACCAGAUGCCUGGGGGAAGCCCGCAAGCAGGACCCGAGUGCAAGAACACUCUCCCCUCCUGAGGCUUCCGGCAACUGGUCUUCAGAAGCAUGCUGCCUCUGACUAGGGUGGCAGAGCACAGCCAUCACGGCUAGUAGCCAUUGAUAGCCCUGUCCUCCAUGAAUUUGUCUAAUCUUCUUUUAAAGCCAUCCAAGCUGGUGGCCAUUACUGCAUCUUGUGGGAGCAAAUUCCAUAGUUUAACUAUGCGCUGAGUAAAGAAGUACUUCCUUUUGUCUGUCCUGAAUCUUCCAACAUUCAGCUUCUUUGAAUGUCCACGAGUUCUAGUAUUAUGAGAGAGGGAGAAGAACUUUUCUUCAGUGACGACUGCCCACACAAUGGGGCAGAGUUGCCUAUCACCUGUGCAAUGCUUAUGUGGGUAGCUGUCUGAUACACUUGCACAUGCGUGGGCACACAUGCACACCCCCGUCUGAGUGCAUGCUCAUGUUUAUGCACCCAUUAUUCUAAUUAUGGUAGUCUCUUCCUUUUUGUGGAUCUUCCUCAUUGUAACUGGAAUAAGGAAUAUGUUUUCUGCUUAUGCUUUCAAAGCCAAACUCUCCCUCCCCUCCCCCCCCCGUUUACACUGCUUUAAAAUUCAUCUUUCUUUUUAACAAGCAUCUUGGCUUUCCCAACAGGCAUGAUACCUGGCACAUAUUCAACGCAGGCCACAACCAUAUAGGCCAAUGAAUUGUGCAGCUUGGCUGCCAGCCAGCCGCUGUAGCAAACUGUCCAGAUCUGCUGGGAUCCAUACGCUGCCCACCACUAUUCGUUGUUGUAUACUUUUCACUAUGGAUGUUCAGUGUGCCUUGAUUAUCCACACAACCGCACCUUUUUAAAAGUCCUGCUGGACUUAAUUUUGGCUUGCUCCCAAGACUGCUUGCUGUGGGAUUUGUUGGGCACCUGGCUUCAACCCAGAUCUGGAGUGUUUAUUUCAGGCCACGCUAAUCAUUGUCAGACAACAAGGAUGGCUGGGAGCUAUGUGGACUUGUACAGUGGAUGUGGAUGGCUUUCCAGGGAGAUCGCAGUGGCAUCCGCUGCAAAAGGGUUCUUUGUUUGCCUGGGAUGCUCUUCCACUCUGGGGACAUAGGAAGCUGCCUUAUACCGAGUCACGCUAUUGAUCUAUCUAGCUCAGUAUUGUCUACACUGACUGGCGGUGGCUCUCCAGGGUUUCAGGCAAGGAGUCACUCCCAGCCUCACCUGGGAUUGCUGGUAUUGAACCUGGGACCUUCUGCGCUCAAGACAGAUGCUCAGCCCCUGAGCUACGGUCCUUCCCCAAAUGUACAAAAUAUCUGAAUACCUAUCCUUAGAAUCCUUUUGCAGGUUCGACGGGAGAAAUUAAGAGAUGAUGGAGAAACAGUCCUUACUCUUUGCUUCUUUUAUUUCAUGGACAGCUCAAUAGUAGAGCAUCUCCUUUGCACAGUAAGAUUCGAUCCCCACCAUCUCCAGAGAGGGCUGGGUGAGACCUCAGUUUAAAAGUCCUGGUGACCCACCUCCAGUUCAGUGUAGACAGUACUGUGCCAGAUGGGCCAAUGAUUUGAUAGAGUAUAACAUGGCUUCCUAUGUUCCUGUUGUGUUUGUGGUGGGAAUUACUCCUCUUUGAAGUCCAUAUCCUGACCUCCCAAAGUGGCCAGAACUCUUGGUAUCUUCAUCAGCAUCACAUACAGAACUCUGAGUGCAAUCCUGAUUAUUAUUUUUUUAAUCUGAAAUCAAUCAAAGUCUUUGCCUUCAAUGGCCCUUGGAGGGCACCUAUUUCUACUUUGUGGGGAGACUGGGUCCCCUGCCCAAUACCUAAAGGAUGGGAAGUUUCCUCCUGCUGUGCCUCUUUAGUAGGUGCCUGAUGUUCAAAGCCAAACUUAGAUUUUGACCAGUGUAAAAAAAAAAUCUUUGUCCAAAUGAUCAAACAAGAUAGGAAUACUGUGUCAAAUAAAGUUUGUCACACAUCUUCCUUUUUCCACUCCCUACUCCCCAAAAGAUGUAUCACUUCCUAAUGUGAAAAUGAAAUUGUUGCCAGACUUGUAAUUAACACAAAUAAACUGCUGCAUCUUUCAAAA
This is a messenger RNA of Rhineura floridana, 7026 nucleotides long. It is a transcript of the gene MTHFD1, whose product is annotated as methylenetetrahydrofolate dehydrogenase, cyclohydrolase and formyltetrahydrofolate synthetase 1. Lineage: Eukaryota; Metazoa; Chordata; Lepidosauria; Squamata; Rhineuridae. The coding region runs from base 236 to 3043 and encodes 935 amino acids. The record is from RefSeq and is a predicted model, not a curated record. Gene Ontology annotation, molecular function: methylenetetrahydrofolate dehydrogenase (NADP+) activity; ATP binding; formate-tetrahydrofolate ligase activity. Gene Ontology annotation, biological process: tetrahydrofolate interconversion. The transcript is spliced from 28 exons. Gene Ontology annotation, cellular component: cytosol.